AUGGUGUACGACACGGCUCGGCCCUGGCUCGUUCCUCUUCAACUUCCUUUGAUGGAGUUCCCCUCAAUGGCGGGCCUCGACUUCAAACCUGCACCUCCAGGGCAGGGUGACUCAAGAGUUGUGAACGGCACAGAAGCGGGAGAUAACGAGUUUCCUUUCAUGGCUCAAUAUGUCCGUUACGGUGUACCAGAAUGCAGCGCUACAAUCAUCAACGAAUACUGGGUGAUGACUGCUGGUCACUGUGUGGAUGGAAAGGAGAUCCGCGUGUCCGAUGUUCGAGCCGGUACCAACAGUGUGAGAAAUGACACUGGAGUACUCAUCCACGUCAGCGAAUUCGUCUUCCGCGAUAAUUACCAUUACGACUACAUAAACGACGUAGCUCUGAUUAAGCUGGUGCAGCCUCUCACCUUAGGACCCACAGUACAGCCCGUCCCUCUACCGGAACAGGGUCAGCAGACUCCUGGCGGGACCAUAGCCACUGUGGUCGGAUGGGGAGCUACAGAGUCCGAAUCUUCAGCUGAAACACUGCGGAAGGCUGACAUCCCGGUGUGGUCUGAUGCGGACUGCCAGGAGGCGUACGCAGGCUACGAGUACCAGGUUCUAGAGGAGGACAUCUGCGCCGGGAUGCCUGAAGGAGGCAGGGGGCAAUGUAGCGGAGAUGGAGGAGGACCCUUGUUAGUGAACGGAACUCAGAUCGGUAUAGUCUCGUGGUCCAGGAAACCCUGUGUUACCAAAGGAUCUCCUGGCGUGUACGUUGAAGUUUCGUACUACGUCGACUGGAUCAAAGAGAAGACAGGGAGAGCUUAA
Molecule: messenger RNA, 807 nt
Organism: Schistocerca serialis cubense
Lineage: Eukaryota; Metazoa; Arthropoda; Insecta; Orthoptera; Acrididae
Product: trypsin-1-like
Exons: 7
Coding region: 1-807 (268 amino acids)
Biological process (GO): proteolysis
Molecular function (GO): serine-type endopeptidase activity
Source: RefSeq, a predicted model, not a curated record